This is a messenger RNA of Uloborus diversus, 1405 nucleotides long. RefSeq names its product 2-(3-amino-3-carboxypropyl)histidine synthase subunit 1-like (gene Dph1). Gene Ontology annotation, molecular function: 2-(3-amino-3-carboxypropyl)histidine synthase activity. The record is from RefSeq and is a predicted model, not a curated record. Gene Ontology annotation, biological process: protein histidyl modification to diphthamide. The transcript is spliced from 2 exons. NCBI's taxonomy places the organism in Eukaryota, Metazoa, Arthropoda, Arachnida, Araneae, Uloboridae. Bases 120 to 1382 code for a protein of 420 amino acids.
UGUAAACAAACAAACCGUGACAUGGAAAUUGCGAGCUGUAGUUAGAAAUAUAAAUAGAAUUCACGGAAAUAUAAACUAUUAAAUACUGAUUUCAUUAUUUAUUGGGGAAAAUUAUCGCCAUGUCUGAUAUUGGAACUACCCCAAAUUUACCACCAGUUGUAAUAGCUGCUAAGCCCAAUCGAAAAGUUUUUCGCUCUACGCGAAAAUCAGUUUCCGGAGUUCCAGCUGAAAUAUCGGAAAACCCUCAGUUGCUUGAUGCACUAAGCGUUUUGCCACAAAAUUAUAACUUUGAAAUCCCAAAGACCAUCUGGAGGAUAAAAAAAACUAAUUCUAAGUGCGUUGCACUUCAGUUUCCCGAAGGUUUAUUAAUAUUUUCCUUAACUAUUGCAGACAUACUUGAAAAUUUCACUGGUGUAGAAGUAAUUAUUAUGGGGGAUGUUACUUACGGUGCUUGUUGUAUUGAUGAUUUUACUGCACGCGCAUUGGAUGCGGAUUUACUGAUUCAUUAUGGACAUAGUUGUUUAAUUCCUGUUAAUGUUACUAACAACAUUAACAUGCUAUAUAUUUUUGUUGAUAUUAAAAUUGAUUCUCUACAUGCAAUUGAAACAGUUGAAAAAAACUUUAAUAGCGAUUCCUCAUUGGCACUGCUUAGUACUAUUCAGUUUGUUGCAACCCUUCAGCAUCUUGCUAAUGAUCUAAAAAAUAAGGGUUUUAAGGUAGAAAUGCCCCAAUGCAAACCUCUAUCACCUGGUGAAGUAUUGGGAUGUACAUCCCCUAAGAUCAAGGCAGCUGAAUCGGUUAUUUUCAUUGGCGAUGGACGCUUUCAUCUGGAAUCUGUGAUGAUUGCAAAUCCUGAUUUAAAAUUUUUCCGGUAUAAUCCAUAUGAUAAAACCAUUACACAGGAAUUCUAUGAUUAUCACAAAAUGACUUCAAUUCGGAAGGAGAGCAUACAACAUAUUGCAACAGCUGAAAAAUUUGGACUCAUAUUAGGAACUUUGGGACGACAGGGUAGCCCAAAAGUUAUGGAAAAUAUUAUGUCUAUUCUUAAAAAGAAUAAGAAAAAGCACAUUAUAGUAUUACUAUCCGAAAUAUUUCCUCAAAAAUUAAAUUUAUUCUCAGAUGUUGAUGCUUGGAUUCAAGUAGCAUGCCCAAGAUUGUCAAUUGAUUGGGGUUAUGCUUUUGGUAAACCUCUUCUUUCACCAUACGAAUUUGCUGCAGCAAUGAAAGAAAUAGAAUGGCAAGAAAAAUAUCCCAUGGAUUUCUAUGCCUCCCAGAGUUUAGGAAACUGGACCCCAAAUCAUCAAGCUGUAGAAAUUGACUCGAAAAAAAUAUCUUGUGGUAGUUGCCAAAACUGUGUCUGCUCCAAUGAAAGUAAAAACUAAUUAUUUUUUUAUAUAUAUGUAUA